UGCCGUUCCAAGAUGAUUCCCAGGUUGCUCGUCGUUCGUCGGCUUGCACGUCAUUUCCCAAUUCGCCGCCUCCAAGCCAUGGCUUCCUUCGAGUACCCGACGGUCUUCCGCUCCGACCACACGGACGUGCUGCACGGCCGCACGGUCGCCGACCCGUACCGCUGGCUCGAGGACCCGGACAGCCCCGAGACCGAGGCGUUUGUCGCCGCCCAGAACGCGUGCACCCAAAAGGUGUUUGCCUCCGUGCCCCACCGCGACGAAUUCCUUGCGCGCAACACGGAGCUCUUCAACUACGCCAAGUACUCGUCGCCGGCCAAGCAUGGGUCGCGCUACUUCUUCUACAAGAACGACGGUCUCCAGAACCAAGCGGUCUUGUACAUGCAGGACACGCUCACGAGCGACCCGAGCGUGCUUUUGGACCCGAACACGCUCGCCGAGGACGGCACGGCUGCGCUCAGCGGCCGCACGUUCUCCAAGGCCCAGACCGACUCGGGUAUGCUCUACUUCGCGUACGGCGUCUCCAAGGGCGGCUCGGACUGGCAGACGGUCAAGGUCAUUGCGAUCCACCCCGAUGGCACGAUCGAGCACCUCGACGACGUCCUCGAGUGGGUCAAGUUCAGCUACUUUGCGUGGACGAGUGACGACAAGGGCUUCUUUUACGGCCGGUACCCGGCGCCCAAGACGGUGGCCGACGACAAGUCGGCGGGCACGGAGACGGACUUGAACGAGAACCAGCAAAUCUGGUACCAUCGCCUCAACACGCCGCAGACGGACGACGUCCUCGUCUUUUCGUACCCGGAGAAGCCCAAGUACUACUUGGGCGCCACCGUCUCGGACGACGGCGCGCUCCUCCUCGUGACCAUCUCGGACGGCUGCAAGAACGCCAACAUGCUCUACGUCGCGCCGCUGGCCGACUUUGUCGCGGACAAUGCGGCGCCGCUCGCGUUCCACAAGCUCGUCGACACGAUGGAUUUCAGCUACAACUACCUCCUCAACAACGGCAACGAGCUCGUCUUCCUCACCAACCUCGACGCGCCGCGCAACCGCAUCAUCCGCGUCGCCGACUACACGGCGUCGCCGCUUGUCUGGGAAGAAGUCGUGCCCGAGCCGGAAGGCGCGAUCGUGCUCGAAGCCGCGGCGCCGAUCCGCGACGACCUUCUCAUCUGCGAGUUUAUGAAGGACGCGAGCAGCCUCGUGAGCAUCUACACGCAGUCGGGCGCCCUCGUGCGCGACAUUGCGCUCCCGAGCGUCGGGUCGGUCGGCAUUUCGUGCAAGCGCACGUCGCCGGAGCUCUUCUUCCACUUUACCUCGUUCCUCUACCCCGGCACGAUCUUCCGCGAGGACUUGACGGACCCGGCGACGAGCACGCCGGCGGUGUUUCGCGAGUCGACGGUGCCGGGCUUCUCGCCGGACGGGUUCGAGGCCAAGCAGGUGUGGUACACCUCCAAGGACGGCACGCCGAUUCCGAUGUUUCUCGUCUCCAAGAAGGAGCUGCCGCGCGACGGGCAGAACCCCGUGUACCUCUACGGCUAUGGCGGCUUCAACGUGUCGCUGACGCCGACCUUCUCGGCCGCGCGCACGGUCUUUAUGCAGCACUUUAACGGCAUCCUCGCGCUCCCGACGCUCCGCGGCGGCGGCGAGUACGGCGAGGAGUGGCACCAGGCCGGCACGUUUGAGAAGAAGCAAAAUGUGUUUGACGACUUUCACGGCGCCGCCGAGUACCUCAUCGCCGAGGGCUACACGUCGCCGGCCAAGAUUGCGAUCCACGGCGGCUCCAACGGCGGCCUCCUCGUUGCGGCCACGGCCAACCAGCGCCCGGACCUGUACAAGUGCGCGGUCGGCGCGGUCGGCGUCAUGGACAUGCUGCGCUUCCAUAAGUUUACGGUCGGCCACGGCUGGACGACCGACUAUGGCAACCCGGACGAGCCCGAGGCGUUCGAGUACCUCAUCAAGUACUCGCCGGUGCACAACGUCCCGAAUUUCGAGACGAGCGACCGCCUCCGCAACGACCACGGCGGGUUCCCCGCGACGCUCCUCACGACGGGCGACCACGACGACCGCGUCGUGCCGCUCCACUCGCUCAAGCUCAUUGCUGAGAUCCAGCACCAGCUCGGCCACCACGAAGAGCAGAAGAACCCGCUCCUCAUCCGCGUCGAGACCAAGGCCGGCCACGGCGCCGGGAAGCCGACCAAGAAGAUUUUGGAAGAAGCCGCCGACGUCUACUCGUACAUGGGCUGGGCCCUCGGCGCCACCUUCACCAACUAAGAUCGUAGUGCGUGGGAAGAAAUUUCUCGAUAAUGAAGUGUGUUGUGCAUCGUGG
Messenger RNA from Saprolegnia parasitica CBS 223.65, 2320 nucleotides. RefSeq lists its product as hypothetical. Gene Ontology annotation, molecular function: serine-type endopeptidase activity; oligopeptidase activity. Gene Ontology annotation, cellular component: cytosol. Gene Ontology annotation, biological process: proteolysis. The record is from RefSeq and is a predicted model, not a curated record. The coding region runs from base 13 to 2265 and encodes 750 amino acids. NCBI's taxonomy places the organism in Eukaryota, Oomycota, Saprolegniomycetes, Saprolegniales, Saprolegniaceae. The transcript has 2 exons.